GCCAUGUAGCAGCCAUGCAGCAGCAGCUGGUGGCUGUGUGCAUAAAUUUGUUAUGUUAUUAGAAUUGCAGCGAAAAGAACUAAUAAUUGUGCACGCAGCGAGCUGUUUUACUGACCACCGCCUAGAGAACGAUCCACCAUGAGCUCCAACAACAAGUCAAAGUUUAAAAUGUUUCUCAAACAGGUGACGCCGGCAGGCAAUGCAGGGGAGACCAGACUGCGGCCAUACGAGCGGGAGCUGCGCCCGGAACAGCCCGUUGCACAGCGUUGCAAGAUGCUCAAGGAGCUGGGUGACGCGCUGCACAACUUUAACUUGGAUGAGACUUCCAUAACCAACCUGUGGAAUCUCACAAACGAUCUCAUAGUGCCCAACAAGCCGGCGGAAACGCGACAGAUUGCCCUGAGCUUCUACAAGCGACUCAUCCACACACAGUACAAGAACCUCAAUCUCAUGCGGGAGAAGUUCUUUCUGGUCAUCCAGAAUCACGAGGCGCGGGAGGACCUGCGGCAUCUGCUCGAGCUGUUGGACACACUCACGGAAAACGGGAAGAAUAUCACAAACUUUGAAGAAAAGAUUGGCAAAUUCAUGCUGCUGUGGAUCCCAGCAAUAACAGAGGCCAAUCUCCUGUGCCCCUACCUAGACAUGCUGGUCAAUCUGAUCAAGUUUAACGCAGCCCAUCUGGACAAAGACAUUCUCGUCGGAAUCGUACAGAAUGCCUGCGAAUUGAGCUGCACCGUCACCGACAUCGACAUCGGCCUGCAGUGCCUUACCAUUCUUGAGAUGGUCAUUGGCUACACCAUAUUCCCCAGCGAGCCGCUUGCACAGUGCAUCAUCACUCUGUGUCGAACAGCUGACUGUUCGCGAUACUGCCAGUCCUCCUUCAAGAUAAUGAAGAACCUGUUGGGCACCCAGCUGGGCUAUUACUCCAUGAAGAUGAUGUGCAGCAUCCUCAACGAUCGUUCCCUCUACGACGAUGCGCAGCUGUUGCGCGGAGCUGUCUUCCACCUGACGAUGAACAUCUUCGGCUCAAACAUCAUUUUCCAGGUCUCGUCGAUGACGUAUGCGACUAAUGUGCUCACUGGAUUCCUGCGCGCACUGGAUAGUCGGCAGGUGAUCGUCACGUUCGAGGUGAUACUCAGCGUGCGCAAGGUGAUCAACAAGACGCGCCUCUCGGAGAUCAUUUGGGACAGAAUCUGCGACAUUAUGUCGGCGAUUGUGAACAACAUAGAGUUUUACGAGAUCUCUGGCAUAAACAAGGAUCGCCUACAGUCUCUGCAGAUCAAUUUCCACGAGAACAUCGACUGCAUCGAGAAGCUGCUGCAGCAGGACCGCUCCCAGAUACUGGGCAACGUCGAUCGCAUCUACGAUCUCAUCGAGCGUGUGGCAGACAGGCGGCCAGAGGCCUCUGUGCUGGCCCUGAUCGAGUACCGGUCGCGUCAGGUGACCGCCACACGGCCGGAGUGGCUGCAGGUGCUGACGCAUUUCAUCCGACGCUACUUCCGCAUGGCCAAUGUGAAUGUUCGCAUCAAGACGAUCGAGUCGCUGGUGCGCAUCAUGGACCAGAACCGCGCCUGCUACGAGGAGGAGAUACUCAAUCGCGUGGUCCUCACCCAUCUGGCACCAAUCCAUCAGGAGCCCAGUGUGCAGGUGCGUGUGGCCGUGGCCCGGGCCUUGACCAACUUUGCCCUGCACUGCGACACCAAGCGCUGUGUGGAUCUGCUGGACACGCUUGAGGCGCUCAUUAAUCGUCCCUUCGAGCACAUGCGUCACCUGGCCGCAGCAGAUUCUGGGGCGCCUCUGCUGGAGGGGUCGGUGGUCAUAAUCAAGAAUGAGUCGGAGGUGGCCGACAUCAUUGCUGCCGUCGAUGGGCUGGUCAAGGUCUUUGCCACGAAGCUGCAUCGCCUUCCAGCUGCGCAUGCCAUGAAGAUAUUCAACAUUCUGCUGGAGCACCUGGAGCUGCAUUACGAUUGGCCCAAGAUCUUCGAGCAGACCAGCAUUGUGCGCCUUAAAAUAUUCACUUGGAUACUCAAGGCUCGGGCCAACGCCUCCUACCACAUUGGCUAUCCGGAGGGCAGCACUGAGGCGGUAAAGUUCAGCCAUUAUUUGGGCAUUGAUUCGCCGCUGCUGCCGCAGGCACAUGCCACUGCGAUUUCGAUACGACGCGUCUGCAAGCUGAUUGUGCGGUGCCUGGAGCAGGACACGGACUUUCAGGUGUUUGAGCUGGUCAUCAAGGAGCUGCCGAAAAUGCUGCAGAACAAGGCGCUCAUUCAGGGCAAUGACAUCGAGGAGCUGGCCAACACCCUCUUCAAGAUCAAUUCGGUCAGCAACAACAAGUUCAAGCGCUCCACCGACGAAUUUCACGCUCUGGUGCUGCCCGCCAUCGCCUCGCUGGUGAUAUACCACGAGUGCCUGCAGCCGCCGCAGCACUACAGCAUCAUCACGGCCCUCAAUGCGCGCGUGCUGACUGGCAUCGCCAGCGUGUGCAUCAACACCAUGACCAUCCUGAUGCUGGAAAUGCCCGAGUCGCUGAUGCGGAAGCUGCCGGAGGUGCUGCUGCAGAUGAGCAAGAUGUCCGACACGAACACACUGGCCAUUCCAGUGCUGGAGUUUCUGUCGUUGCUGAUCCACCUGUCGAAGCAUCUCUUCACCAACUUCACGUCCAUGCACAAUAUGUACGUGUUUGCCAUUUCACUGCCGUACACGAAGCCGCAUCGCUAUGACCACUAUACAGUGUCGCUAGCCCACAACGUCAUAGCCGGCUGGUUCCUCAAGUGCAAGCUGGAGCUGCGCAAGAACUGCGUUAGCUACAUCAAGAGCUCGAUGCAGUCGAAUGCCAAAAUGCUGUCCAACGACAUUGUUAACAUGAACUCCCUGAACGAGGACUCGUCCAGUCGCAAGCGCAGCACCAGCCUCACGGAGCGUGGCAGCCGGAAAAAUGCCACGGCCCGAAAUGAUCCCGAGAUGCGGCCACAGAUGAACAACGGGCUGCGGAACUUUCACACGGAGCUGGCGGAGACCUGCUUCGAUUUCCUCUCCCGUCACACCUUCUCGCCCUGUCCGUCGGCACCCAAGCGUCUGCCAGCAGCCGAGUUUCUGCUGAAGGAUGGCGUCUCGCAGACCUGGCUGGUGGGCAAUAAUCUGGUGACGAUCACCACCUCCGGCUGCCCCUCUGCACCCACGCGCAGCGGCCUCUGCGAGCGGUGCGCGCAGCUGGGCAAAGCCCCCAGCAUCAGCCUCAAUUCGAAGAGCCUGAGCGACGCAGCGGCACCGCUCUCUCCCGAACGGGAGCGCCGCUACACCAAGGUGAGCCUGCAGCACAGCAGCGGCAACGAGUCGGCCGGAAGCACGGAGCUUACCUCCUCCUCCUCGUCCAACUCGGCGGCCACCAACCAUCCGCACCGACAGAUCUCCAACAGCUCGACAGCCUCACUGGAUGCGCUGUCGCGUCGGGGUUCCAAUCCCGAGGCCCUGGGCGGAGGAGGACUCGGCGACGGACCGCACACGGGAAGCAACACCUCGCUGCUGGGCAAUUCCUUGUCGCAAUCUUCGGCCAGCAUGAGUCCCGCGGGUUCUGUCGUCCAGCAGCCGGUUUGUGUGCGGGCCUGCACUGGCUGGGCGGAGAUCUUCAUCCGUCGUCCGACUGGGAACAUCUCGUGGAUCACGCGCAUCCAAAAUCCCAUCACCAACGACUGCUUCGGACAGGAUCUGCCCUUCAAUAAUGUGGUGUCGCUCUUCUUGCCCACGGCCUACGGCGGAGUGUUUGGGCCGGACAGCACUCUGCAGGACAGCUCAGUACCGGUGCAGCCGCAACCGGAAGCAGAUGGGGAACAAGAAACGCCGGAGGAACAGGCCGUGGAACCACAGCCCAAUCCUGCUGUAGCUGCACCCACAAGCGAGCUGCGGGCCAAAGCCCGAGCCCUUCAGCGUCAGGAGGAGAUUCAUUCGGUUGGCGGCGUUGGCAGUGGAAACGGCAAUGGCAAUGGCAACGGCAACGGCAAUGGUAGCGGUCCCUCGGGAACUGCAGCGAUUCCCAUACCCCGUGUCACCGCUCCUGGCAAGCGCGGCAAGGAGGCAGCUCUCUGCGGGAGUGUGAGCGACGGCGAGGCAGACGACGACUCGCUGGCGUUUGAGGAUGCGCAGAGUCGGGCACGCAAUCCCGUGCGCCGGGUCAACUCCAGUCCAGAGAUGAGCUCCAGCUGGCGGCUGGCGUUUCUGACCGCCAAGCCGGCGCCGCUCUCCCAGGAGCCGGUCAAAGUGGUGGAUGAGCCGCAGAGCCAGCUUACGCUGAAGAAAAAGAGUGUCCAGUACAGCACGAAGGAUAUGCGGGUCAGCUGCGAGGCUAUUCCGGAGGAGAUAGCCGGCUCUACGCCUCCACAGAUUGUCCAAGACCUUCAGCCGGAGAGCGGCACCCUACCACCCAAGCAACAUUCGGCAGACGAUGUCAGCAGCCAUCCUGCUGCCGCGGGAAUCAGCCAGCCCACGGCUUCGGGUUUGCAGGUAUCGGCAGCGAAACCUCCAUUGUCGCCGGCUCCUGGUCCGACAACGGCUACGGCUACAGCAGUGCCUGCCGUGAAACAGCCACCACUGCUGGCAGCGUCCAAGAUCACGAGCUUCGGCGGCGCGUCUGGGCCUCCUCAGCAGCUGCUGCAGGGCGUGGCCAAGUCCAGCAGCAGUGGCAGCAAUGGGACGAAUGUGGGCGCCACCUCGGAGUAUGGCAACAAUGGCAACGGAAACGGCGACAUGAUGCGGGGACGGUCAAAGACCAUCUCGACGGUGCGUGAGGUGAUCAAUGGCAAGGCACGUCCACCGCCAGCCAGCAGUUUCCGCAACUUUGGGCCCGCCAAACCGCCGAUCAAUGCCAAGCUGUGCAUGAAUCCCAGCUUUGUGUUCCUGCAGCUGUACAGCACGGGGUCCCUCGGGGUUACGGAAAUGCCCCUGAAGCUGGGGCCCGAGCACUCGAAUGCGGUGACGCUGUUCGAUCUCGUGCCGCCAUUCGAGACGCACAAGAUCGGUGUGCUGUACGUGGGCCACGGACAGUGCAAUAACGAGGUCGAGAUCCUGCGCAAUUCGCACGGCAGCACGCGCUACGUGGAGUUCCUGCGCAACAUCGGCACCCUGGUCAGUCUGAAGGAGGCCGAGCAGAACAACCUGUUCAUUGGGCUCGACAGGAACGGGGCCGAUGGCAAGUUUGCCUACAUCUGGAAGGAUGACAUUCUGCAGGUGACCUUUCACGUGGCCACGCUGAUGCCCACCAAGCUGAAGGACGAUCCCAACUGCAACGAGAAGAAGUGCCACAUCGGCAACGAUUUCGUGAAGAUCAUUUACAACGAGAGCGGCGAGGAAUAUAACCUGAACACCAUAUCCGGCCAAUUCAACUAUGCCUGCGUAAUUGUCGAGCCCCUGGAGCUGAACUCCAAUCGGGUCUACGUGAAGGCUCGCUCCGAGAUAUCGAAGUUCGUCUGCCAUCCACAGCCGAGGAUUGUGUCCGACCGCAGUGCUCCGCUGCUGGCCCGUCAAAUGGCGCUGCACGCCAACCUCGCCUCGCUUGUCUACCAGAGUGUGCAGAAACAGAACCCGUACGCCUCCAACUGGCUGGAACGACUGCGCAAGAUAAAGCGCCUGCGGGCCAAGCUCACCGAAGCCAACAACAGUCAGCAGCACAGCGGUGCGUCGAGCGGCAUUGGCAUCAACUCCUCGGCAAUUGGCUCGGACAUGGACGACCAGCGAGCGGACUUUAUGAAGUUCACAUAGACAACUACUGGGAAGCGAGGCUGUAAGCUCGGGAGCAGUAACAAUCAUCCUGCCUGGCUCCCCACACAGAUUUCUGGAUACCGUCAGUGCAGGGCGGCUGAGUGCCAGCUAAAAACAUAUAAUCAUGAUACAUACAUACAUAUAUUCGUAAUGACUUUGACAAGUUUAUAAAAUUUGUGAAAAUACAUAAGCGCUGCCAUCCGUGAGGAUGCAGCAGGAAACCUUCAACGAAAAUGAGGCAGAGU
Drosophila obscura is the source of this 5996-nucleotide messenger RNA. RefSeq names its product tuberin (gene gig). NCBI's taxonomy places the organism in Eukaryota, Metazoa, Arthropoda, Insecta, Diptera, Drosophilidae. Bases 139 to 5751 code for a protein of 1870 amino acids. Gene Ontology annotation, molecular function: GTPase activator activity. The transcript is spliced from 15 exons. Gene Ontology annotation, biological process: regulation of cell cycle; negative regulation of TOR signaling; negative regulation of Wnt signaling pathway. Gene Ontology annotation, cellular component: TSC1-TSC2 complex; nucleus; cytoplasm. The record is from RefSeq and is a predicted model, not a curated record.